AUGGCCAGCGAUACCCCUUUGUUUGUCGCCCUGCAAGCCGUCUGCUAUUACCCCCGAAGCACCAUUUAUGAUUCCUGUCCACGGUACCUCUUUUACGCCUUGCUCCUCACUAGUUGCAUCACAAGAUGGACAGGGUGGCUGGUAGAUGUCUUCCUAGGGGCUGCGGUGGCAUACGCAGGAACAGCAGCCAUCCAGGCCUUUAUCCUGGUGUCGAAUCCCGCCAGUCGUCCAUCGCCAGGCGUCGUCAGCAUUCCCUGGAUAGCGUCGAAGAAUGAAACGAGCACUUUGUUGCAAAAUUUCCCGCAAUUGGUGACGGAUGCAGACGCGAUCGUUCUUGAGCCGGCAGCCCUCGAGCUAGAUGCGGAUGCUAUACUCGCUGUCGUGGUGACUGGGUAUCUAGUGUUUCUGCCCCUGCAAUGCUGGUCUCGCAUGUUGAGCCAUAACCGGGCACGAAUGAUCCUUUUCUCUCUGUGGAAUCUUCUAAUGCUAGCCGGUUCGAUUUGCGCAUUGGUGUAUUGGCCAAUUAUGCAGCGUACGCCGACCCAGUAUAUGUUUUGCUAUCCCGACCUGCCGCCAUUCGACACAACAUCCAGCGAUGGAUGGCAGAAGUCGUGGAGAACGUCAACAUGGAACGAAAGUGUAUGGAGCAUCUUCUCGAAUGACACCAAGUUCCAACAAUUAGGCGACCUUUGCUUCAAUCCGUGUUUCAAUACAAGUCAGAUCCUGCGGCAACAAACCUCCAUGCGUUCUUCAGUUAUAAGCGACAGUGAACUCCAAGACGAGUCAAGCCAUCACAGCCGCUUUUGGGACCAGGUCGUCUACUCAAAAGGAUACAUAUAUAGCUUGAUUGUCCUCUGCAUCAUCUUAAAUUGCCUUUUGCUGGCCUUCAAACUUCUGCCGUUGCGCUCGCGAAUCCGAUCUGCGCAGCCCAUCUCAAUAUGGACGGACAGAAAGCUGAUUUACCAAGGCCUGAAAGAAGACUUUUCGUUGGCGGUUACAGCAUCUAAACCACAUCAUGCCCAGGAUACCGAGAUGCCUGAUAGAAAAAUCAAGAAAAGAUGCAGCAUUCUAGCUCCCAUUCGACCCAUUCUGACAACCACGUGUCUGACUGCUUGGCUUCGUUUCCUAGCCGGGGUUGCUAUGCUUGUUGGACUCGUAUUCAGUAUCAUCAUCAGUCCCUUUACGGUCAUUGCGUUCAUUGUCUGGAUUGAAUGGUACAUUCACCACGAUGGAGCUUCGCAGGAGAACCCACAGCAGGUUGGACAGUGGGCGUACUUGGUUUCGAUCGGACUGCUGGUAAUAUCCGCAGCGAUUCUAAAGCUGAAAUAUCGAGUGGCGUCAAGGACAGAAAUGGAGCUUGAGCUCGAGAGUACGCGGAGACAUCUUGAGAAUUUGGAAAAAAUCAAGGCGUCAAAGUCCUAACUUGUAUGGUUCGACAGCCUUUAAAUGACGAGGGGAAUAUUCACGCAUAUAAUAAACGCCUUCAGCUCCUACACAUGGAUCGUUUUAGAAUGAUUUGGCCUUCUAUUCUAGAUGCGACGAAUAGAUAUCGAUCCCUAAUUUUAUCUUCAGAUUCAGCG
Messenger RNA from Aspergillus ochraceoroseus IBT 24754, 1580 nucleotides. RefSeq lists its product as uncharacterized. The transcript has a single exon. NCBI's taxonomy places the organism in Eukaryota, Fungi, Ascomycota, Eurotiomycetes, Eurotiales, Aspergillaceae. The record is from RefSeq and is a predicted model, not a curated record. The coding region runs from base 1 to 1422 and encodes 473 amino acids.